AUGUGGAAGUGUCCCAAAUGCGAGGCCCUCAUCGCCGACCACUACCGCUACUGCCACCAAUGCGGCCGCCAUCCCUUCGUCCGUCGGACUGAAACCACCGAAGCGCUCGACGAGCACGACGACGACGGCAGCUUCUUCGAAGGUCUUUUCACGCCGAGUUUCUGGUGGCGGAGGGUCUAG
Molecule: messenger RNA, 180 nt
Organism: Tricharina praecox
Lineage: Eukaryota; Fungi; Ascomycota; Pezizomycetes; Pezizales; Pyronemataceae
Exons: 2
Coding region: 1-180 (59 amino acids)
Source: RefSeq, a predicted model, not a curated record